CCAGCGCACGUGAGGUAUGUCGUGUUUUCUGAGCCUGUACUGUUACCAUGGAGGAGUAAAGAGCUAUUAUCGACCCUUACGAUCCGUCUUAAUCACAAUUACCGAUCUUGGCUGGUACGAAAGAAAAGGCCUGCUACCUUCCUUGAGUUCUGAUUAAAAUGAAAGGUUUUAUCAAGAUUUUGUUGCUGCUUUGUGCUCUCUCGUUGGCUAAAGCCAAACCUGUCCCUGAAACAUCCGAUAACCUCGGAGAAAUUUGGAACGUUCAAGACUGGGACACAGUCUCGGAAUUUGAGACUUCCUUGGACGAAGAAGAGGACGAGAAGGCUUGGGACGAAGAUUGGGAUGAAGAAGAGGACGAGGAGGAUUGGAGUGAAGAAGAGGAUGAGGAGGCUUGGGAUGAGAGUGAUGAGAAUCCACAGUGGGUCGAAGAUAGUGACUUGGAGGGAUGGAACGAGCCAGAAUGGGAAAAUGACCGCAGUGAGGAGGAAAAGAAUGACGAAGGAGAAGAAGAAGGAGACGAAGUAGAAACAGUUGAUGCAGACCCAGCAAUUGAUGAUGCGAAUGACGAGAGUGAAGGUUAUGAAGAAAUUGUAGUUCCCAUGGAAGAAAGUGACGUCUUCGAGGGAGAAAUUCGGGAUUUCAAGAGAGAUCUUGACCUGAUGCAAGAGACCUUUAGGGGGAAUUUUGAGAUACGCUAGACUCGACCGGCUGAGGAAACGCCUCGCGAUGUCGACUUCAUCGCAUCCGCAGUAGUUUGUCAUUAAAACUUGUAACAUUAGGAAAGAAAAAGCGAGCACAUGUAAAAUUGUAAAAAUGCAUAUGAGUGUGGGAUAGUGUACUCUGGUAGUUCAGAAUCUGGCCAGGAGCCCAUUACUCUUGAUGGGCUCCUGAUCUGGCAUUAUUAUGAAAGGAACUCGCUAGACAGAGUUCAAUUCCGAGGUUCUUUUUUAAGUGUCAUUCAUUGUGUCGCGCAGUUUACCCCGUUACAUGCAUGCGUAUCUAUUCAUAUAGGGCUGCACCGUCAGUUUGUCAGCGGUCGCGCCACUACACUGAACGAGGAGAAUGUUAAGUUUCAUUGCCCGUAAGAUCCUGCCAAUGCAUGUAUUCUCAAUUUUUUCACCGAAAAGUUACUCUUGCGAUUAGAAAUAGAUAUCGAAUUUCUGAGGAAUUAAGUUUUUUAAUCUUUGUUUUUAUCUUUUUGGUAGUGUUGAAGGACUGUUCUACAUUCCGUGAAAAGUGCCAUAAAGCCUUAGCCCUACCCCUCCCCAACUCUGUUGUACACCUAUCAUCACUCUCACAUGCAUUUUAUUAUAAAAUUAUUGCCAAAAGCUUUAUUUAGUAAGGUGUCUAUACGUGUUUUUGUUGCUGUCAUUUGAUUUCGAAUAUUGAAUUUGUGUAACUUAGAAAAAUAUAAAAGGCUGAUAAAAGAAAUGACUAAGGUUUGUCCUGUUUUUACCCUUUA
Messenger RNA from Pocillopora verrucosa, 1462 nucleotides. Its product is annotated as nucleolin. NCBI's taxonomy places the organism in Eukaryota, Metazoa, Cnidaria, Anthozoa, Scleractinia, Pocilloporidae. The record is from RefSeq and is a predicted model, not a curated record.